AAUUACAAUUAGAAGUUGGUGUGAAGAAAUAGACCUCAGUGAAAAGGGAGAAUACUAGAAGCGAAAGCAAUUCAUAUAUUGAGCGCGUUGUAUGUCCAGCUGAAGGGUGUCAGGGAUUUCUUUUUUGGCUUUGUACUGUCCUGUAGUUGACUCAGCGACGGAGAUUGUCCCUGCAACCCAGACAAUAUCUUAAAAGCGAGUUUGUUAGGAAUGGUAUGAAUACAGUGGAGGCGGUGGCGUGGGGGCUUGUGAAACGACGGGGAGAAGGGACCCCGGAAUUGUUCUCUUCUACCUUGUCCUGGGCAGGACUCCAGGUGGUGGUACCUGCAUGCUGCUGAAAUUUGGAACUGUGUUGAGGGCAGUCUUCACGGACAAGGGUAGAAGUGAACAGCCCCGCCGGGGCGUUGGCAGGGAAUUUAUGAGCUGGCAGCUUCCGUUCCGUAGUUGGGUUUCACCCUGUGGUUAUUGCACGCUACCUUCAGUCUAAUCAUGAAGGAAUGUGAAUACCAGCAGAUCAGUGGAACAGCUCAAACCCCUUCUUCGGUGCCGGCGACGACAUUACUGGAUGGUGGCACAAAGAAACCGCGACUUCAGCGCAAAUGGGAGGUAUUCCCAGGCAAAAACCGUUUCUACUGUGGUGGUCGGAUCAUGCUGGCUAGGCAGACCGGUGUGUUUGUGCUCACUCUGGGAUUGAUUUUGUGUACCAGCGGCCUUUUUUUCAUAUUCGAUUGUCCAUUCCUUACUGAACAUGUGACAAUUGCCAUUCCCAUUAUUGGAGGGCUGCUUCUUUUUUUUGUCAUGGGGUCCUUGCUGCAGACGAGCUUCAGUGAUCCUGGUAUCCUGCCUAGAGCUACUGCAGAUGAAGCUGCAGACCUGGAGAAACAGAUAGACAACACAGGGUCUUCUACCUACCGACCCCCUCCCAGAGUAAAAGAAAUUGCUAUAAAUGGACAGGUGGUAAAACUGAAAUACUGUUUCACAUGCAGAAUGUUCAGGCCUCCAAGAAGUUCACACUGCAGUUUGUGUGACAACUGUGUUGAACGGUUUGAUCACCAUUGUCCUUGGGUUGGAAACUGCGUUGGGAAGAGGAACUACAGAUUUUUCUACACCUUCAUCCUGUCACUUUCAUUCUUAACCUCCUUCAUAUUUGCUUGUGUUGUAACGCACCUUACACUUCGAUCCCAAAGAAAUGGGUUUGUCGAAGCACUGAAAGAGACCCCAGCCAGUGUGUUGGAACUGGUGGUCUGCUUUUUCUCAGUUUGGUCAGUUUUAGGCCUCUCAGGGUUUCACACUUACCUCGUGGCUGCUAACUUGACAACAAAUGAAGAUAUAAAGGGCUCUUGGUCUGGGAAGCGAGGAUCUGAGGACUUGAAUCCUUAUACUUACAAUAGCAUAAUUUCAAAUUGCUGUGCUACACUGUGUGGCCCCGUACCACCCAGUUUAAUUGAUCGAAGAGGAUUUGUCCAGCCUACUGCAGUGUUACUUCCAUUUUCUUCUCGUGAAGUUCCUUCCUACACGGAGAAAAGUGACUCCAACAUGUGUUUUCAGGGCAGUAAAUGGCUUGUGAAGACAACAUUGCGUCCACCCUUUUCAAGUCAUGUGAACUGCAAUCCAAGCACUGAAACAGUGCAUGUGAACCAGUCUUCUUUAAAUUCACAUUCUCAUCAAUGACUCUUCCACCUUUCUACCAGAACAGUUGGAACAGAAAUGCAUAUCAGCCAUCAAGGACUACUCUGUUUGAAGCACCUUCUGCCUUUUCUGUGGAUCUAAGCCAUAAAAGGACAAUUAAUAAUCUGGAUCAAAGAGGGUUUGAAAGGCUCGAAGGAAUGUAUGCCUCUCUUUUCACUUGAAACUGACUCCUGAAACAGGAACCAAUGAGGCAGCAACUGGAAAUUUGCAGAUUGUGUUUCUUAUUCACCUUUUCCUUUCAGACAUUGUACUUGAAGCAAUCUGUCAGAAUGUUUGACAUCUUUCAACUGGAACUGUAAGGCAGAGGGAAUGCAUCUGAACACUUGAAUAUACACAAGCUUUGAUUUUCCUUGCAGUGAACUAUCAUGGAAAUUAAAUGUUAUGUGCCUCUUAAGAUACAAAUAAUAAAACUCCAAACUUGAAAAUAUUAACUUGAAAUAAAUGAGGAUGAAGUCAUAAUUAACAUUCUCUUAACUGCAUAUACCACUUCUAACUUGAGUUGACUACAGUCUUUGUGCAUUUCACUUUGGGGAACAGUGAUAUCAGUGGGUACGACUGUGUGGGAGUUUGAAUUGUUGUCACCAAAAUCUUUCCUGAAAUAUUUGUCUCCCAUGGUUAUCUGAUUCAAAGUAUGAAAGACUUUACACUUCAUAAGUUAGGUCAUAAGUUUUUUUUCCUACUAUGUAAUUAAAUCUUUCACUGUAUGUCCCAAAGGCUGUGUUUAAAGAUCAGCUAAGCAUUUCGACAAGGGCAGAAAUGUUUCAUGUAUUAUUUAUUAUUGCAGAUGCAUUCUUUUCAUUUUCAGCGUGCAUUGUUUGUUGCAUAUCUUGGAACCUAGCUCUGUUUAGUUAUUCAUUUCGGACUUCAUAGUGUUUCUAUGUACUCUUCUUUCUUUAUAAUUCUGUGAUAACUAAAAUAACCUAACUAUGAUGCAACAAAUGGUAUUCAUGCAGGUAGCAACAGGCCGUAUUUUUGCAACUAGCAAGAAAGGAUGACUAUAUUUUAGAGCACAAAUACAGUUUUACCUUUACUCUGUCAACAAAAAAUUGAAGAGACUAAAACCAGAAAAUAAUAAAACUAACUGUUUAACUCUAA
This is a messenger RNA of Protopterus annectens (West African lungfish), 2784 nucleotides long. It is a transcript of the gene ZDHHC18, whose product is annotated as zinc finger DHHC-type palmitoyltransferase 18. Gene Ontology annotation, cellular component: Golgi apparatus; endoplasmic reticulum. Lineage: Eukaryota; Metazoa; Chordata; Ceratodontiformes; Protopteridae. The transcript is spliced from 9 exons. Gene Ontology annotation, molecular function: protein-cysteine S-palmitoyltransferase activity. The record is from RefSeq and is a predicted model, not a curated record. The coding region runs from base 490 to 1671 and encodes 393 amino acids. Gene Ontology annotation, biological process: peptidyl-L-cysteine S-palmitoylation; protein targeting to membrane.